Messenger RNA from Protopolystoma xenopodis, 498 nucleotides. The record is from the annotation of a GenBank genome assembly. NCBI's taxonomy places the organism in Eukaryota, Metazoa, Platyhelminthes, Monogenea, Polystomatidea, Polystomatidae.
ACUGCUCCACCUCCAGACUGGCCUGUGGUUACCGCGUCUCCGGUCGGCAUCGGACGGCUCUGUAAACAGUAUUUAGCGUCAAUUACGGAAAAGGAAGAGGAGGAGAAGGAGGAGAUGAAGAGGGAGGAGGAGGAGGGGGAGGAGGGGGAGGAGAGGGAGGCGGGAGGAUCCCGGUUGAGGGUCACAUUCUCAAAGAGGCCGGCUGCUUCUGAUUUCGGCAGCAAAGGGGUGUGGAGUGACGAAGGGAUAGGAAAGAUCAAGAGGCCAGUGGACCGGACAAAGGGGACUACUUCCAGAACCGGGUCUCCAACCCCAGCUUCCGAGCCCCUGGCCCGACUGCCACUAUUGGAUCGGUUUUGUCUCGAACGAGGCGGAGCCACCUUCGCAUUGGCCGGCAACAGUGUCAGCUCAACGUGUUUUGGGAAAAAGAAGAUGGUGCUGCUGACGGUGCAAGAGAAUCUCAUCACAGAUCGCGCUUUUCGGCUUGUUGGCGGCUAA